GCAGGACACCAAUAGCAAACGGAGAUCAGCUGAGGCGCGUGAGCAGUCGUGAAGCCGCGCGCGUAAGCCCUCGGUCGUAUACGAAAACUUUUUAGCGCAGCGCGAGCACCGGCGGGCGCGAGCUCUUUCCUUUUCCGUUAUAUAUUUAUAUUACAUACCCGUGUAGCCUGUUGGUUUGGACCUGGAAUUUUUUAUCUCUUUUGCAUGCGCGUGCUCCUCACAUAACACACUGUACACGCGCUAGAUUCGCGUUUGUUUAUCUAUCUAUCUAUUUAUCUGUCUAUUUAUUGAUUUAUUUAUUUAUUUUACGCAGUUUUCGGUGUUCACGAGCGCUGUUUUGUUGUGUUUUGUUGUGUUUUUUUUUUUAUCCGACUUGCCGCAAUGCUGCUCGAACAUCCCGGAUCCAGUUGUCAAAAUCCGGGAAAUUUCUCCAGAUACAGCUCGGGACAAGAUAUCCCAGUGUGUGCAGGUUGCAGUCAGCACAUUGUUGACCGCUUCAUCCUGAAGGUUCUGGACCGUCACUGGCACAGUAAGUGUCUGAAAUGCAGCGAUUGUCAGUCGCAGCUGGCAGAGAAGUGCUUUACCCGCGGAGACGGAGUCUACUGCAAAGAGGACUUCUUCAAGAGGUUCGGGACGAAGUGUGCGGCGUGUCAGCAGGGCAUCCCGCCGAGUCAGGUGGUGCGGAGAGCGCAGGAUUUCGUCUAUCACCUUCACUGCUUCGCCUGCAUCGUGUGCAAAAGGCAGCUAGCCACGGGGGAUGAGUACUACCUGAUGGAGGACAGUCGACUGGUGUGUAAAGUGGACUAUGAGACGGCCAAGCAGAGAGAGGCCGACUCGACAGCGAAAAGGCCGCGCACGACCAUCACGGCCAAGCAGCUGGAGACGCUGAAGAACGCCUACAACAACUCACCCAAACCGGCGCGUCACGUCCGCGAGCAGCUGUCCUCAGAGACCGGCCUGGACAUGCGAGUGGUGCAGGUGUGGUUUCAAAACAGGAGAGCAAAAGAGAAGAGGCUAAAGAAAGACGCAGGAAGACAGAGAUGGGGCCAAUACUUUCGCAACAUGAAGAGGUCCAGAGGAAGCUCCAAAUCAGAUAAGGACAGCAUCCAGGAGGAAGGCAUGGACAGUGACGCUGAAGUCUCCUUCACAGACGAGCCUCCCAUGUCAGAGCUGAGCCACUCGAACAGCCUCUACAGCAGUCUGAGCGAGAGUUCCCCGGCUCUGGGGCGUCAGGGCGGAGCUCACGCUCCCUUCACCCUGGAUCACGGAUCCGUCCUGCCCCCUCAGGAUCAAUACCACGACAUCCGCCCCAGCAGUCCUUACAGUCUCGCACAGUCUCCUGCUUCCCUUCAGCCCCUGCCCAGGCAGCAGCCCCUCAUCUCCAGCCUGGUGUACCCUGACUCCGGGCUGCCCAUGGUGGGCCAGGGUGGGCAUGGCAUGGUGUCGGCCGGUCCGAACGGCCCCAGCUCGGACCUGUCCACUGGAAGCAGCGGCGGCUACCCGGAAUUCCCAGCUAGCCCAGCCUCCUGGCUGGACGAGGUCGAUCACAGCCAGUUCUGAUGAGGGAUUGAAACUUGGAUAAAAAGAGAGAUGGAAGGGAAGUCAGACUCGUCACCUUUAUUCUCAUCAUCUGCAUGGAUUGAAAACUCAACGUAGUUUUGGACUCUGGAUGGAGACUCAAAAGAUCCAUAAACUUCUCCCCUCUCUGUUAGAUUAUUUGGAGGACAGUUUUUAACUUCUGUUUUGCUGACAUGAAGAUCAACCAUUCUGAGCCUGACAGAAAAAACAACAACUACUUCCUGAGAUGCCCUGAGAUGAGCUCCACCAUGUGGCAUCAUCUGACCUCCAUCAUCAGUGCGUUAAAGUGCAAAGAGACAUUAGUGUGAAGGCAUUGCUCCAUGAAUGUGCUAUAGCUAUCAGACUGGACUUUUGUAAGACUUUUCAUUUCCAUUCUUCAUUUCUCUUCUCAGUGUCUCAGUGUAAACACCACCAGUUUUUUGUGUCCUGGUUGUUGCCAAAUGUCUCUAUCCAGUAACUCGGCAUUGUGGAUCCUUUAUUUUUAUAUCUUCGGAAAGUCACCGAAACAUUUAGUGCAUUUCCUGAACAGGAGUUAGACAAGCUGUAGUUGUUGACUCUCGUAAUUCUAUAGGAUACUUCUAUGCAUUUUGUGUGUUUUUGGAUGUAUCUGGUUCGUUUUCCUCAGCCUCAGCUUGCAGCUCCCGGGCUCCUCUACGUGUUUAUGUGAAAGAUGUUUUAUGUCUUAUUUAUUCUCUCUGAUUAUCAUUAAGUGAUACAGAUCUUUAAUAAAUUUGUCAAUGAAAUCCA
Molecule: messenger RNA, 2325 nt
Organism: Hemibagrus wyckioides
Lineage: Eukaryota; Metazoa; Chordata; Actinopteri; Siluriformes; Bagridae
Gene: lhx3
Product: LIM homeobox 3
Exons: 6
Coding region: 382-1560 (392 amino acids)
Biological process (GO): regulation of transcription by RNA polymerase II; neuron differentiation
Cellular component (GO): nucleus
Molecular function (GO): RNA polymerase II transcription regulatory region sequence-specific DNA binding; DNA-binding transcription factor activity, RNA polymerase II-specific
Source: RefSeq, a predicted model, not a curated record